AUGAGUUCACCUUUAAUUAAAAAACAACUUAUAAAGAAACAAUUGGAAGAUUGUUUGAAUGACUAUAAAGAUUUGAUUAAAUAUCUUAGAAGUGUAUUACUGUGGCACAGACCUAUCGAUUUGGGUAUCCUUAUACUAUCGGUAUCAGCAUUACUCUGGUACUCUCGUAACUUUAGUCUCUCUGUGAUCACUAGCAUCUUCACCGCCAUACCACUCUACCUUUUCAUCACCAUCAUUGCCAAACAACCAAUCUUAAAUUUGAUUUCAAUGGUUCAACCAAAAGACAUUUCCAAUGAAGCAUAUGAUGAAGUUAUCAAUAUUUUGACAGCCGCUAAAUACUCUGUUAGCGAGGAUAUCAAUGAACUUUACAAGUUGAAACAACUCUCUCCAAUCAAGUUCUUCAUUCAAAUCUCGAUUGUAUGUGCAGUUAUUGCUUUCUUGGGAUGUUAUAUCUCUGGUUACACUUUAUUUGUUAUUGCAGGAUUCAUCUCUAAUAAGCACCACGAAUCGAUUGUAGCAAUUGUUGGACCACACAUUGAUAAUGGUAUUAAAUUGGUAUCAAACACCAUCAGUCAGUUGACUGAGAAGUUCAUCAAUCAACCACAACCAUCACCAGCCAGCAAUGUCAACGCUGCUGCUCAAUCAGCCGCUAAAUCCAGCUCAUCAUUCAAACCAUCAAACGUCAGCAGAUCAUCAGGUGAUUACUCGGAUAUCUCAAAGAAGAAUUCAUAA
Molecule: messenger RNA, 732 nt
Organism: Heterostelium album PN500
Lineage: Eukaryota; Evosea; Eumycetozoa; Acytosteliales; Acytosteliaceae
Exons: 4
Coding region: 1-732 (243 amino acids)
Source: RefSeq, a predicted model, not a curated record